UAGACUUUUAGUCUAUGUACCGUAGAAUGUUGUUGGGAGAAAAGAAACUCUUAAUACAAGGUCGGUUUAACCACUUCAAGUUACAAUUGCUAAAGAUGAAGUUAGUACUUGUCUGCAUUUGGCUCAUUUCAGAAACAUAUGCUCUCCCAACCCAAACUUCCACUGUUGAUGAUAGCAAAAGGACCUGUUGUGCACCAGAACCACAGCUUGUGUUACAGGGCCAAGAUUCCAAGCAUGGUUUAAAAGUGUUUCUAUUUGAGUUUCAACCUGAAAAAGGACCAACACCAAAGGUUGAUGCAGAGAAUAAUGUGUAUAAAGCCACAUUUUAUGGAACAGAAAAACCUAAUUUGCAUCAUCAACCUUAUGACAUGGAAAGUUUCAAUGGCAAUGAUACAGUAAAUUUAGUGGAUACAGAAGUGGAGACUGCUACAACAUCUUCUGUAGAUUUUCUGAAUACUACUCAAGAAAACACUGAUACCACAAAAAAACACAUUGGUGAUCUGAAACCUAAAGACUAUUUUGGCAAGGGAGACUAUUCACAGAGUCACAGUGGAUUAACAUUUUCUGACAUAUUAAAGCAAUAUGGGUUACUUCCGGAAUCCAAUGCUAUUACUCCCACAAUAGAACCUUAUUACGGAGAUGAAAACAUAACUAACAGAAGGGAUGAGCUUGAAGAAUAUUACCCUACAGAAGGCAGUGCCUUCGCAGACACUCCAAAUUACAAUGAAUCCUAUGGAGUUACAGCAAUCCCACCUGUUACUGUAGAGAAAAGUACAGAUAAUCAGAAAGCCAGAGGAAGGAUAGACACCAUGACGAAAAAUACCAAGAAUAAGAAAAAAGAAUUGGACAGUGCUGAAAGCUCCAGCAUUGAAAAGACAAAAGUCUCCAGAAAAAAACAUGCUUCCGGACACAGAAAAAAAAAUGGUAAACACAGAGAUGUCAGCCAAUCAUCCAAUAGUCGUCAGACGUCAGAAAACACCAGUGAAAGUGACAGUGAAAGUGGCCAGCGAUUUGACUGACACUAAACACUAGAAGAGAAUCGAUAUCAAAACAGUAGUUAUCUGUGAGAUUGUUUAAUAAAAAUUGUUUUGUUGUAUCAUGCACAAUGUUCCUUUUUGCAUACAGCUGUUUAUUUUGCAUACAGUUAGCAUGCAAAUAUUCUGUGAAGCAGUAAAUUGGAAAUAUUGUACAAACUGAUCUUUUGUGAAUCAAUUAAGCUGAAUAAUGACCAUGAGCACAUAAAUGUACCUACAUACCCUG
Pelobates fuscus (common spadefoot toad) is the source of this 1260-nucleotide messenger RNA. RefSeq lists its product as uncharacterized. The record is from RefSeq and is a predicted model, not a curated record. The transcript is spliced from 5 exons. The coding region runs from base 15 to 1019 and encodes 334 amino acids. Lineage: Eukaryota; Metazoa; Chordata; Amphibia; Anura; Pelobatidae.